AUGCUUAUUCUUAUUCCUUUUAUGCAAACAAAAGCGUCGGCUAUUGCUAUGCUUCUUCUACGUUUUUCUAUCAGCCAAAUGGAUGUACCAGCACGGCAGACAUUUGUGGCGGUCAGUGUAGAAAAUAAUGAGCGUUCAGCAGCUGGUGGCAUAACAAAUUUGGUUCGAUCAGUUGGUUUAUCUAUAUCACCAAUAAUUGUCGGUUAUCUCCUACAAGAUUCAAAAAACCCUAUUCUGUUCGCAUCGCCUUUUGUCAUUGGUGGUGGGCUUAAACUUCUCUACGAUAUCCUUCUAUAUGUUUCAUUUGAUGUUUCGAAUCGAAAUCAGUUAGUACAUGCGAAAAAGCAUACUCAGAAUAUUUGA
Messenger RNA from Rotaria socialis, 363 nucleotides. The record is from the annotation of a GenBank genome assembly. Lineage: Eukaryota; Metazoa; Rotifera; Eurotatoria; Philodinida; Philodinidae.